This is a messenger RNA of Chlamydomonas reinhardtii, 4205 nucleotides long. RefSeq lists its product as uncharacterized. The transcript is spliced from 10 exons. Lineage: Eukaryota; Viridiplantae; Chlorophyta; Chlorophyceae; Chlamydomonadales; Chlamydomonadaceae. Gene Ontology annotation, biological process: guanosine tetraphosphate metabolic process. Gene Ontology annotation, molecular function: calcium ion binding. The record is from RefSeq and is a predicted model, not a curated record. Bases 212 to 3757 code for a protein of 1181 amino acids.
UUAACGGGCAAUUACAUGUCCAAAUCGCCCCCUGACCUAGCGUUGCAACGAAGUGCCCCUAAAUAGUCACAUCAAAUAAGGUUCACAAAGUGCACUCGCUUAUGUUGCAAACUGAUGAUGGGCGGCCUGUUUGGCUGAGCUGGCGCGGACACUGCACUCCCGUUGCAUCCGGCUUAUCAGACGGUUAUCUUAGGGUUCUGUAGCCUCAGGAAUGUUGAGGCAGGGUCAGGCCGGCACAGGAGCAGCGAGGCAGGAGCGGCAAAGUUUGCACGGGGCCUUGAGGAGAGGCGUUGUGGGCCGCAGUGGAUUGAGGCCUGAUGCUAUAGAAAUAAUACCCCUGGCCGGGCUACGGCCUCGCCAGCACUGCACACGCCCAGCUGGCGACCUGCGUGCGCUGGCUCAGGUGCCGGGCCACCCCGACGUCGGGGACUCCUCACAGCUCCCACCUGCCGACAGCGAGGCCGCUCGGCGCGGUCUUGCAACCAUGGUCCAGCUGGCCAGCGCCUGGGCCGAGGUGUCCAGUCGGCUGUCAGCGGCCGGGUCGCUAGACACCGCUGACGCCGUCGCGGCCACGGCGGCCACCAUCCACCAGCCACGACAGCCGCACCCACAGCAACAGCAGCAACAGCAGCAACAGCCACAACAGCAACCGCUGCAGCUUGGGAGCGGAGCUAGCAGCAGCGGCAAUGCAGCAGCAGCAGCCGCAAGCGGGAGCGGGAAUGUCGGCAGCGGCGGCGGGGCCGGGCAGCCCGCGCAGCCGUACGCCACGCUGGCGGCGGGUCGGCCGGCCACCUACAUCCCGCCCUCCCCGCCGUCCAGCUCGGGCUCGACCGCCGCCGCCUCCAGGUUCAGCCCCGACGGCAACAGUGCCGGCAGCCUGCCGCGGCCCGACUCGCUCGCGCCCUCCCCCUGGGCCCCCGCCUCCUCCUCCGGCCGCCCCUUCACCAGCCUGCCCGCCGCCUCCACCCAGCUACAGCCCUACGUCCCACCCGGCCAACAACCACCCGGCGCACAACCUCAAUCCCCACAGCAGCAGCAGCACUUUGAGGCCAUCAUCACCGCCCUCAAACUGGCGCUGUCCUCGCUGCAAGCCUCGCCGCCGCGCCGCGACGGCCGGUCGCCGGCCACCCGCGCCGUGCAGCUGGCCUCCACGCUGGCAGACCUGUGCGCGGCGGGGCUGCCGCUGGAUGCCUUUGCGAUGUGCGCGGGCGUGGUGGCGGAGGCGGCGGACGUGGGCGCGCUGCGGGCGGACGUGAUCCGGGCGCAGCUGGGCCCCAGUGUGGCGGCGCUGGUGCACGACAUGUUGCGGGUGCGGCAGGCGCCGAGGCGCAUUGAGCUGCUAGACGACGAGGGAGCCAGUGCGGUGCGGGAGUGGUGCCUGGCGUUCCACGACGUGCGCGCCUGUGCGGUGGAGGUGGUGUGCUGGUGGGACGAGCUGCAGCACAUGGGCGGACUGCCGCAGUACGAGCAGCAGGCGCUGGCGCUGGAGGCUCUUCAGAUCGCUGCGCCCAUGGGUCACGCGCUGGGGCUGGGGCCGCUGAGUGCGCUGAUGGAGGACAUGUGCCUCAAGGUGCUGUUCCCUGACUCGUACGCCUCCACCGCCUCCUGGCUGCGCGGCCUGAUGGACCCGGCGGAGGACGCGCUGUUCGCGGCGCAGCAGCAGCUGCUGGCGGCGCUGGACCGCCACCCCGCCUUCGACCGGCUGGCGGGCGGGCUGGUGGUCAAGGCACGCACCAAGUCGCUGUUCAGUGUGAUGAAGAAGCUGCUGCACCUGGGGGACCUGUCCCGCGGAGGCCGCAGCAGGGAGGAGCUGUAUGACCUGCUGGGCAUGCGCGCCAUCGUGCAGCCCGUGGACUUCCUGCCGCCCGCCGAGGCCGAGGCGGCGGCAGCCAAGGCCUGCUACAUCGUGCAGGACGUUGCCUCCACGCUGUGGCGGCCCAUCCCCUCCCGCUCCAAGGACUACAUCACGGCGCCCAAGACCAACGGCUACCAGUCCAUCCACCUCACACUGCAGCUGGGGCAGCUGGGCGUGGAGCAGCAGGAGCAGCACCAGCAGCAGCAGCAGCACGAGCAGGCGGGAAGCUCGGCGGCAGUGGCGGGUGCAGGCGCGACCACCGCAGGCAGCACCGGCAGCACGUCUUCGGACUCCCUGUCAUCCUUGGACACGCCCGCGCUCGUGUACGCCGGCAGGAGCGGCAGCAGCAGCAGCAGCAGCAGUGCCAGCAGCACCGCGACCGCCGCACACUACCCCUACACCUACUCCUCCGCCCCCUACUCCUCUUACUCCGACUCCCCUUCCGACUCCUCCUCUUCCUCCUCCUCCGCCUCCUCCUCCGCCUCCUCCGCUUCCUCGGAGGAGCUGGUCGGACCGCUGUGCCUGGAGCUGCAGAUCCGCACCGCAGCCAUGGACCGGGCCGCCGAGUCGGGCGACGCCGCACACGCGGUGUACAAGGGCGGGCUGGACGCGCGCACGGCGCGGCAGCUGCAGGCCUGGACGCAGGAGCUGCGCACGCGGCUGUCUGCACAGCCGCGCGGCCGGCUGCUGCUGCGGGCGGCGUCCUCAGGCCUGGGUGCGGAGGACGCCAGGGCCGCAGCGGAGCGCCGCCGCAAGAGGAAGGAGCGCCGCGCGGCGGCCGCGGCGGCGGCGGCAGCGGCGGCGGCCGCUUCAGCAGCAGUCGCCGCGGUGGUGUCGUCCGCGACGUCUGGCGGUGGGAGUGCUGCUCUGGACGCGCUCUCAGCACCGACACCAGCAGCAGCGGCGCCGCCACUCCCAACAAGCAGCACAGCCGCAAGCGAGGUGUCUCGCGCGGCUGCCGCUGCGCUGGGCCCCACGGCACACGUGCACCCUCUCGCAGCAGCAGCAGCAGCAGCACGUCCAUCGGCAACAUCCAGCGCGGAAGCACACUUGCCGGCAGCACCCGCUGCCGCUGCUGCUGUUGCUGCUGCCAGCGGAAGCAAGGCCGGCUCCGGCGGGAGCUCCGGGCGAGGGACGACGCCCAAGCUGAUGGCGCCGCCGCCACGCCGCAGCGCGCCCGGCUCCUUGUCCUCGCCGCCCGUCCUGCUUCCAAAACCCUCCGCACAGCGAACCACCCUCCCUGCAUCAGCACAGCCCUCCCCAUCCACCCCCGCGCACGCGGUCGCUGCGGAUACGGCGCCCGCAGCCGCGCUGCCGCACCACCUAGCACCCGCGACACCGCACAGCAGCAGCCCUGCCGCUGCUGCUGCCGACGCAAGCACUGCUACUGCCGACAACAACACCUCUUCACAUGCGGCAGGCUCUGCUUCAGCCUCGGCCGCUGCCUCUGCUACAGCCUCGGCCGCCGCCAACGCGCUGCUGUUCUCCAGCGUGGCCUCUGUGGACGAGGCCGACGACGCGGGGCUGCUGCAGCCGCUGGUGAUCGGGCUGCCGCACCGGGACGCGGCGGCGGCGGCGGAGCAGCUGUUCCGGCACCUGGACGUGAACGGCGACGGACGGCUCAGCCUGGGGGAGGUGCGGCAGGUGCUUGCGGACCUGGCGGCGCCUGCCUCCGACCGCGACGCGGCGGCGCUGAUGGCGGCGCUGGACGCCAACGGCGACGGCGGCGUCAGCAUGGACGAGUUCAUGGCGGGCAUCCGGGCGGCGCAGGCGGCGGAGGCGGCGGCGCUGGAGGCGGCGGCGCGGGAGCGCGAGCGCGCGGAGGAGGAGGGGCGGCGGCGGGAGGCGGCGGCGCGGCUGCAGCGGCUGCCGGCGCAUCCCUGGCAGCACCCGCAGAACUGAAGUGCAUAGCAGCGCUGAGUGGUGGCGUGUUGCGUGGGGACGGAGGGCGGGAUACGUUGGUGUUGGCGCGUGAGGGGUGAGUGCGCGUGCGGGGGGCAGUUGUGGAGGAGUGGUGUGGAGGAUGGGAAGGGAGCUGUACCAUAACUAACUGUAGCCAAUGUCGCCAGGGCGUCUGGUGCAUGGUGCGAGUGAAGCGUGUGAUAAGUACUAGGUUGCUCGAGGUGUACGUUGCAGGAUGUGUGAGGAGGCGAGAUGAUGUUGUUGUGAGCGUCCGUGUGGUUUUAUCUCUGACCCGGGAAGCGCGCGUGUGUGCUUGUGCGCGUGUGUUUUGCGUGCGUGAUGAGCGGAGGCGGGGUUUGAACAAGAAAAGGUGGCUCUCCCUCGCAAGGGAAAAGCGGGCUGAGCCCACGCCACGUCCUCCGUCUGAGGCCGAAGGUUCCGAUACUAG